GUGAAAGAGCGACCGGAGACGUCAGAUAACGCAAUACCAAAACUUCGUAUUUUUCAUCCCUAUCAUCAUUAAUUUAGUUUUAUCUGAACUAUAAAACACGUAUUUUCGUCGCUUUCUUAAGUUAGUAUUUAAUGUGACCGGAAGAUAUUAGCGGAGCCAAUUAUUGCUAUCAUUGCAGCCCCCAGUGAGAAAUGACUUGGAACAGUGGGAAUCAAGUCUGUAGUGUGCUAAACUGAGCAGCAGACAUCUGCUGUUGUGACCUGGACUGUGAUGGACAGGUUCAAAUUGUCCCUCAUCGAUGAGGAGCUGGAGUCGUCUGAGGUGGCAGCUCUUCGCUUUUUGUGUCGUGAUGUUGUCAACAGGAAGCGACUGGAAGACGUCAGUGAUGCAAAAAAACUGUUCUUAAGACUAGAGGAAAAAGGUCUUCUGGACGAUGAUUUUUUCCUUGCCCAGCUGCUCCAAACUAUCAAUCGGGCUGAUCUUCUCUCCGUUUUGGAAACAGACAGCAGACCGCCAGAGGAAACUGACGCAAACCCCAUGUUGUCAGACUACAGGGUUACGCUAUACAAAAUACAUGAGAACGUGACUCAGGAAAACCUGGAGAAGAUGAAGUUUCUACUGAACCCGAAGCUUGGCAGACGACAGACUGAGAUGUGCAAUACGGCGCUGGAUGUGUUUGCUGAAAUGGAAAAGAUCGGUCUUCUUUCAAAUACAAACAUGGAUGAGCUGCAUAAAGUCCUGUUAAAGCUGGAUCGUGACCUGGCGAGGACUGUGGAGAACUACACACAAAGGUCUCGCAGAGAGCCUCUGACCUCACUACUACCACAUGUCAGCAUAGACCACAGGGUCAACAACACCCAGCCCCCCCCACUGGAUUUUCUGUCAAUAUCAGAGACUCAACCCAGCAGUGUUUUAGUAGGUGAAACUGUUUGCACUGAUGCAGAGAUAUCAAAUACCAGAAAAUCCCUGUCUGAUCUCGACGAGAAGGAGUACUACAUUCUGAGUCAUAACCCUCGUGGAUGGUGUGUGGUCAUCAACAAUGAGAACUUUACAGGCCCAGCACUGAAAACCCGAAAAGGAACUCAGGAGGAUACAAAGGCUCUCAGAGAAGUGUUCACUCGCCUCGGCUUUAAGGUGGUCAUAGAGAAUGAUUUGACAGCACAACAGAUCAGAGACAAAGUGAUAAAGUUGGGCAGAGAGAAUUUUCUGGAUCAUGAUGCCUUGGUGGUGUGUGUGCUGUCACAUGGAGAAAAAGAUUUGGUUUAUGGGACGGAUGAGUGUCCGGUUAACCUUAAAGACCUGAAGAAGCCCUUCACUAGUGACAGCGCGCCAACCUUGGCUGGAAAACCCAAACUGUUCUUCAUCCAGGCGUGUCAGGGCAACGGCUACCAGAGAGGAGCGCUGCCCUGUCCUCCACGGCCGAGGCAGGAGGAGGAGGAGCCGCAGAGAAGCUUGGAGGAGGAUGCGGGGCCGGUCCACGGGGAAACUGUCCCCUCGGACUGUGACUUCCUGGUGGGCAUGGCCACUGUUCCAGAGUGCAAGUCUUUUAGAAACACUGCGACAGGCUCCAUCUACAUCCAGGAGUUGUGUAGACAGCUGAUGAUUUCAGCAGGAAGCCCGGAGUUGGAGGACAUCAACUCUGUCCUGAUACGUGUGAACAGGGAAGUCAGCAAAGGAGUGUUUCUGACCUACAAACAAAUGCCGCAGCCCUACUACACCCUCACAAAGAGACUCGUUCUCAAAUUCAUUUGACUGAAAGUAGACCUCAUCUCCAGAUUUACAUAUGUGGGUUUCAUCACUAUGUAUGGAAUGAAUUUGGAGGAUGUUAAUUGAAGAGUAAUAUUCAGAAUUACGUUUUCCUUUGUGUAUGAUCACACAAAAAGAAGAAUUUAUAGCAUUUUUUUACUGAUUUAGAAAUGAGUUGUUUAUAUCUACAGCGGGAGUGUGUCAUCUUUCUAAUGAACAGUCUUCCUCUUCCCCUUUUUUUCAUUUUAUAGUCGCUUCAAGUACUAUAUCCAUCUUCAGUAUCAUCAUAACAAAAAAAACCACUGAUGUCUUUAGAUGGAAUCUGAUACUUCACUGAAAGACCAAGUAAAUGUCAAUCACUGAACAUUAAACAGUGAAAUUAAUCUUGACAACAUCAUAGGAAAUAAAGUCAGUUUUUAUGUAUUUGUAAGUACAGUCAUGUCAGUAAGAAAUGUAACAAAUAAGAUGUCAUUGUCUGUUUGACUUGUGUGUCACUGGUAAAAAGAAUAUUAAUAUAUUUUAGAUUUAUUCGCUUCCUCCUGUUAGUUGUGUUUACUCAUUAAAAGACUGAAGUCAAUGUCGUUGUAAAAUUACUAUUAAUGCAUUAGUUUGAAUAAAAAUGUAAAAAGUCCUGCCUUCAUGGUUAAACAGUACAGAUCAACAUAAAGAAUAUUUUGAGAAUAAAGUCAGAAGGUU
Sphaeramia orbicularis (orbiculate cardinalfish) is the source of this 2442-nucleotide messenger RNA. Its product is annotated as caspase-8-like. Lineage: Eukaryota; Metazoa; Chordata; Actinopteri; Kurtiformes; Apogonidae. The record is from RefSeq and is a predicted model, not a curated record. Gene Ontology annotation, molecular function: cysteine-type endopeptidase activity; protein binding. The transcript has 13 exons. Gene Ontology annotation, biological process: proteolysis; regulation of apoptotic process. The coding region runs from base 271 to 1752 and encodes 493 amino acids.